Messenger RNA from Penicillium alfredii, 3288 nucleotides. Its product is annotated as nuclear import receptor PSE1. Gene Ontology annotation, biological process: protein import into nucleus. Gene Ontology annotation, molecular function: small GTPase binding; nuclear import signal receptor activity. The transcript has 6 exons. The coding region runs from base 1 to 3288 and encodes 1095 amino acids. The record is from RefSeq and is a predicted model, not a curated record. Gene Ontology annotation, cellular component: cytoplasm; nucleus. Lineage: Eukaryota; Fungi; Ascomycota; Eurotiomycetes; Eurotiales; Aspergillaceae.
AUGUCCAUGCUUCCUCCCGAGGUCCACAAUGCGCUGUCCCAGCUGCUGCGCGCUCUGGGCACGCCCGACAACGCUGUCAGAUCCCAGGCGGAAGACCAGCUGAACAAUGACUGGGUUCAGAACCGACCAGAUAUCUUGCUGAUGGGAUUGGCAGAGCAGCUUGGGGGUGCGGAAGACACAAUAACGCGUGCUUUUGCUGCUGUUCUUUUCCGAAGAAUUGCAACCAAAACCCGCAAAGACCCCGCUACCGGCGAGGCCAAAGAAGUUUUCUCGAGUUUGUCCAACGAACAGCGUGUGGCGAUCCGCGAGAAGCUGGUGAGCUGCUUGACCAGUGAGAGCGUUACCGAUGUGCGCAAGAAGAUCGGAGAUGCAGUCGCCGAGGUGGCUCGGCAAUACACAGACAACGGCGGCCAAUGGCCAGAGCUUCUCGGGGUCCUCUUCACGGCCAGCCAGUCUCCGGAGUCUGGUCUGCGGGAGACCGCAUUCCGGAUCUUUACGAGCACCCCGGGUAUCAUCGAGAGGCAGCACGAGGACACCGUGUUGGAAGUUUUCACCAAGGGCUUCAAGGAUGACAACAUUUCCGUGCGAAUUGCUGCCAUGGAAGCCUUCUCUGCCCUGUUCCGCUCGAUCUCCAAGAAAUCCCAGCCCAAGUUUACGCCUCUCAUGCCGGACCUUCUCAACAUCUUGCCCCCAAUCAAGGAAUCCUCUGAAAGUGACGAGCUCUCGUCGGCAUUCCUCGCCCUGAUCGAGCUCGCUGAGAUUAGCCCGAAGAUGUUCAAGGGCCUGUUCAGCAACCUGGUCAAAUUCAGCAUCAGCGUCGUUGCCGACAAAGAGCUCAGCGACCAGGUUCGCCAGAAUGCCCUGGAGCUGAUGGCCACCUUCGCCGACUAUGCACCCAACAUGUGCAAGAAGGAGGCCGAAUUUGCGCAGGAAAUGGUCACGCAGUGUCUGAGCCUGAUGACCGAUGUCGGGGCAGAUGAUGACGACGCCGAGGACUGGAAUGCAUCUGAGGAUCUCGAACCCGAAGAGAGCGACCUCAACCACAUUGCCGGCGAACAGUGCAUGGACCGUCUGGCCAACAAACUGGGUGGCCAGGCUAUUCUCCAGCCCGCCUUUGCUUGGAUCCCCCGCAUGAUGUCGUCCACUGCCUGGCGCGAUCGCCAUGCCGCUCUGAUGGCCAUUUCCGCCAUCUCGGAAGGAUGUCGGGAUCUGAUGGUGGGUGAGCUGGACCAAGUUUUGGCGCUGGUUGUUCCCGCUCUCCGCGAUCCCCACCCGCGAGUCCGAUACGCAGCCUGCAACGCACUGGGUCAGAUGAGCACCGACUUUGCCGGCACGAUGCAAGAAAAGUACCACGCCGUGGUUCUGAACAACAUUAUCCCUGUACUCGGUUCGGCGGAACCACGUGUGCAGUCCCAUGCGGCUGCUGCUCUGGUGAACUUCUGCGAGGAAGCCGAACGUAGCGUCUUGGAGCCCUACCUUGGAAACCUUCUGAGUCAUCUUCUGGAGCUCCUGCGUAGCCCUAAGCGCUACCUGCAAGAGCAAGCACUGUCCACCAUUGCCACAAUUGCCGAUUCCGCCGAGACUGCGUUUGGCCAGUACUACACGACCCUGAUGCCGCUGCUGCUCAAUGUUCUGAAGGAGGAGCAGGGCAAAGAGUACCGCCUUCUGCGUGCCAAGGCCAUGGAAUGCGCGACGUUGAUUGCGUUGGCCGUCGGCAAGGAGAAGAUGGGCCAGGAUGCUUUGAACCUUGUGCAGCUUUUGGGCAACAUCCAACAGAACAUCACCGAUGCCGACGACCCGCAGUCGCAGUACCUUCUGCACUGCUGGGGCCGGAUGUGCCGUGUUCUGGGCCGUGACUUCGUUCCGUAUCUGCCUGGUGUCAUGCCACCCCUGCUGACGGUGGCGGCCGCCAAGGCGGACAUUCAGCUGCUGGAUGACGAGGAUCAAAUUGAGCAGGUUGAGCAGGAUGACGGCUGGGAGCUGGUUCCGCUCAAGGGCAAGAUCAUUGGCAUCAAGACCAGCGCUCUGGAGGACAAGAACACCGCCAUCGAGCUCAUCACUAUCUACGCCCAGAUUCUGGAGGAGGCCUUCGAGCCCUACGUCCUGGAAACCAUGGAGAAAAUCGCAGUCCCCGGUCUUGCGUUCUUUUUCCACGACCCCGUCCGGGUGUCGGCUGCCAAACUGAUCCCGCAACUGCUGAACUCGUACAAAAAGGCGCACGGUGGCCAGUCGCCGGGCUUUGGGGAGAUGUGGAACAAGGUGGCGGAGAAGAUCAUCGAGGUCCUGAGCGCGGAGCCCACCGUGGACACGCUGGCCGAGAUGUACCAGUGCUUCUACGAGUCCGUGGAAGUGGUUGGCCGAAACUGCCUGAGCCCGCAGCACAUGCAGGCAUUCAUCGACUCUGCCAAGUCCACGCUAGAGGACUACCAGAUGCGCGUGAAGCAACGGUUGGAAGAAAAGGCCGAGCUGGACGAAGGCGAGGAGGAGAACCUGGAAUACGAGUACGCAGUGGAGGACGACCAAAACUUGUUGAGCGACAUGAACAAGGCUUUCCACACGAUCUUCAAGAACCAGGGUACUACGUUCCUGCCGGCCUGGCGGCAACUGAUCCAGUUCUACGAUGCCUUUAUCAGCAGCGAUGACCCCACACAACGGCAAUGGGCGCUCUGCAUCAUGGACGACGUGCUGGAAUUUUGCGGGGAGGAGUCGUGGGCGUUCAAGGACCACAUUAUGCAGCCUCUGGCUUCUGGUCUCACCGACGUGAACGCCGCCAACCGCCAGGCCGCCGCUUACGGUGUUGGUGUGGCCGCCCAAAAGGGUGGUGCCGCCUGGAGCGACUUUGUCGCGGCCAGCAUCCCCAGCCUGUUCCAGGUGACACAGCAUGCGCAGUCCCGCACCGAGGAGCAUGUCUUUGCGACGGAGAACGCUUCGGCCAGCAUCGCCAAGAUCCUGCACUACAACGCCUCCAAGGUGCAGAAUGCCCAGGAUAUCGUGGGUAACUGGAUUGAGACGCUGCCCAUCACUUUUGAUGAGGAGGCUGCUCCGUACGCAUAUUCGUUUGUGGCACAGUUGAUUGACCAACAAAACCCCGCCGUCUUCACCAAGGCUGACCGCGUGUUCGGCUUCAUCGUGCAGGCCCUCGAGGCCGGCACGCUGCAGGGCCAAACUGCAGCCCGCGUGGCCGAGUCGGCCAAGCGCCUGGUGACUUCGACGGGAGUCAACGCGGAUCAAAUCUUGGCGGGAGUCAGCCCAGCCAGCCAGGAAACCGUGCGCAAGUUCUUCCAGUAA